UGCUCCUUGAACUCCUGCUCCACUCCUGUGGAGACACGUCCAGAUAUGUGCCGGGUAAAUAUUUAGAGAGACCUGAGCAUGAACAACAUCACCGAGCUGCAACCUGGCCUCUUCCACCACCUGCGCUUUCUGGAGGAGCUACGUCUCUCUGGGAACCAUCUCUCACACAUCCCGGGACAAGCCUUCUCUGGUCUCUACAGCCUGAAAAUCCUGAUGCUGCAGAACAACCAGCUGGGAGGCAUCCCCGCCGAGGCGCUGUGGGAGCUGCCCAGCCUGCAGUCCCUGCGCCUAGAUGCCAACCUCAUCUCCCUGGUCCCGGAGAGGAGCUUUGAGGGGCUGUCCUCCCUCCGCCACCUGUGGCUGGACGACAAUGCACUCACCGAGAUCCCCAUCAGGGCCCUCAACAACCUCCCCGCCCUGCAGGCCAUGACCCUGGCCCUCAACCGCAUCAGCCACAUCCCUGACUGCGCCUUCCAGAACCUCACCAGCCUCGUGGUGCUGCAUCUUCAUAACAACCACAUCCAGCAUCUGGGGACCCACAGCUUUGAGGGGCUGCACAAUCUGGAGACACUAGACCUGAAUUAUAAUGAGCUGCAGGAAUUCCCCGUGGCCAUCCGGACCCUGGGCAGACUGCAGGAACUGGGGUUCCAUAACAACAACAUCAAGGCUAUCCCAGAAAAGGCCUUCAUGGGGAACCCCUUGCUGCAGACGAUCCACUUUUAUGACAACCCAAUCCAGUUUGUGGGAAAGUCGGCGUUCCAGUACCUGCCUAAACUGCAUACACUAUCCCUGAACGGUGCCACUGACAUCCAGGAGUUCCCAGAUCUCAAGGGCACCACAAGCCUGGAGGUCCUGACCCUGACCCGCGCAGGCAUCCGGCUGCUCCCACUGGGGAUGUGCCAGCAGUUGCCCAGGCUCCGAGUCCUGGAACUUUCUCAUAAUCAAAUCGAGGAGCUUCCCAGCCUGCACAGGUGUCAGAAGUUGGAGGAAAUAGGCCUCCAACACAACCGCAUCUCGGAAAUUGGAGCUGACACCUUUGACCAGCUGAGCUCCCUGCGAGCCCUGGACCUGAGCUGGAAUGCCAUUGGGUCCAUCCACCCUGAGGCCUUCGUGACCCUGCGCUCCCUGGUCAAGCUGGACUUAACAGACAACCAGCUGACCACAUUCCCCCUGGCUGGACUUGGGGGCCUGAUGCAUCUGAAGCUCAAAGGGAACCUGGCUUUAUCUCAGACUUUCUCCAAGGACAGUUUUCCAAAACUGAGGGUCCUGGAGGUGCCCUAUGCCUACCAGUGUUGUGCCUAUGGCGUCUGUGCCAGCUUCUACAAGGCCUCUGCACAGUGGGAAGCUGAGAACUUUCACCUGGACGAGGAGGAGGCUCCAAAGAGGCCCCUGGGCCUCUUUGCUGGACAAGCAGAGAACCACUAUGACCUGGACCUGGAUGAGCUCCAGCUAGAGAUGGAGGACUCAAAGCCACACCCCAGUGUCCAGUGUAGCCCUAUUCCAGGCCCCUUCAAGCCCUGCGAGCACCUGUUUGAGAGCUGGGGCAUCCGCCUGGCUGUGUGGGCCAUCGUGCUGCUCUCCGUGCUCUGUAACGGGCUGGUGCUGCUGACCGUGUUUGCCGGUGGGCCCAGCCCCCUGCCCCCGGUCAAGUUUGUGGUAGGUGCGAUUGCUGGUGCCAACACCUUGACUGGCAUCUCCUGUGGCCUCCUGGCCUCCGUCGACGCCCUGACCUUUGGUCAGUUCGCCCAGUAUGGAGCCCGCUGGGAGAUGGGGCUGGGCUGCCGGGCUACAGGCUUCCUGGCGGUGCUUGGGUCGGAGGCCUCGGUGUUGCUGCUCACGCUGGCCGCGGUGCAGUGCAGUCUCUCCGUCUCCUGUGUCCAGGCCUACGGGAAGGCCCCCUCCCUGGGCAGUGUUCGAGCAGGCGCCCUGGGCUGCCUGGUGCUGGCUGGGCUGGCCGCGGCUCUGCCCCUGGCUUCAGUGGGAGAAUAUGGGGCCUCCCCGCUCUGCCUGCCCUACGCCCCACCGGAGGGCCAGCCAGACGCCCUGGGCUUUGCCGUGGCCCUGGUGAUGAUGAACUCAUUCUGCUUCCUGGUCGUGGCCGGUGCCUACAUCAAACUCUACUGUGACCUGCCACGGGGCGACUUUGAGGCCGUGUGGGACUGUGCCAUGGUGAGGCACGUGGCCUGGCUCAUCUUUGCCGAUGGGCUCCUCUACUGUCCCGUGGCCUUUCUCAGCUUUGCCUCCAUGCUGGGCCUCUUCCCCGUCACCCCCGAGGCAGUCAAAUCUGUCCUGCUUGUGGUGCUGCCCCUGCCAGCCUGCCUCAACCCACUGCUCUACCUGCUCUUCAACCCCCACUUCCGGGAUGACCUGCGGCGGCUGUGGCCCCACAUGGGGGCCCCGGGGCCCCUGGCCUAUGCUGCUACCUGUGAGCUGGAGAAGAGCUCCUGCGACUCCACCCAGGCCCUGGUGGCUUUGUCUGACGUGGAUCUCAUUCUGGAAGCCUCUGAGGCUGGGCGGCCCCCUGGGCUGGAGACCUAUGGCUUCCCCCCAGUGACUCUCAUCUCCUGUCAGCAGACAGGGGGCCCCAGGCUGGAGGGCAGCCACUUUGUAGAGCCAGAGGGGACCCGUUUUGGGAACCCUCCACCUUCCACGGAUGGAGAACUACUGCUGACCGCGUCGGGAGGCGGGGGCUUGCCAAUGGGAGGGGCCUUCGCCUCACACUUAUAAAUGUCCGUCCUUGUUCUUCUCUUCCAAUCUCUUCCCUUUGCUCUCUGCUCACUCCAUGAACAAUGGCUGCUUGUAAAAUAGAUACAACCCAAAGUCACCAGCGUGAUUGAUCUGUGGCAGAUGCCCCAGCACGUGGCUCCAUUGCUCUUCUCUCACGAGUGCUUCUUGGUCUGGUUUCCCCUUGGCCUUCCUCGGCUUCACCUCCAUGCUGGGCCUCUUCCCUGUCAUCUCUGAAGCUGUGGACCAGAAACCUGGAUAUUCGUCUGCUUAAGGGAAAUGAGAGAAGUAAAGGACAGUGAAGGGUGGGCGAGGCUGAGCAGGUCCAGGAUCAGGGCACAACGUCAGGGAGUCCUCAUAGAGAAAGGCCAAGCAGGGGAUUGCCAUAGGCAUUUGGACGUCUCCCCUGUGAUGUACGGAUAGGAUGCAAAGUGUCUUCUGUGUCCCAUAAGCCUUGAGAUGUGCCAUGCAAAGAGACUCCUAUUGAAAUAAGUUUUGGAAAAUAUUGCACAUUAUGUCUCUUUCUUAGGGAUUCACAAUACAUAAUAUGUCAGUGUAGUAAAGGCCCUGAGAACUUCUGCAGCAGUGCAACAUGUUGAACUUUGUGUCUCAGUCCCCCCACCCCCACCCCAAUUAUUUGACAACAGGUUAUUUUGUUUGUUGGUUUUUGUUUAUUAUGGAAUACCUGUCAACAUCUCACAGAACUUUGUGCUGGUCUCUCCCAAGGGGCUCAUCUCUUAUCACCUAAUUUUACUCAGUAGCAUCACAAGAUGCCACCAGUCCUUGAAAACUCCAAUCCUAGGAGCUUAACCUGGUGUGAAGCACCAGGGGCAACCGAUAAUUCCAUUAAUCAGGAGAUACUCUCCACACUCUACCCUCCCUCCCCUCUUCUCCUACCCUGGGAAGGAUGGGGAAGCGCCUGCCAUGGUGGGUCCAGCCUCAGCCCCCUAAGUUGGGGCAAGGAGAACGGGAUUCCAGUGCAUGCUCCCACGCCCUCACCAAGCUUAAGCACCAAUGAAACGUCUGCCCUCAGCAAGAGGGAAGAUUCUGAGAACUAGGUGAGGGGCACACAGGGAAGCCUGUGGCUGCCUGGCUUCCCCCUGGCUCCAAGUUGCCUUCCUGUGGUUCUCCAUCACAUGUCCCCUGCCACCUCCUGUCACAAGCCUGGUCCUCCCUUCCCAUCGUAGGUGCUGCCUUCUCUGUGGAGCAGAGGCCCUUAGCCAGCAAAGAGGAGGGAAACUUGUACUGUAGGUAUUGAAUUGUAAGAUACAUUAUAGAUAUUUGGGAUUCCCUGGGUGCCCCAAAUAGGCCAAUGACCUUUCUUCCUUAUGGUUUACCAAGUGCCUCCGAGAGUUUCCACAGAGUACCACCCCCGUCUCCCACCCCUGCCCCCCUGCCCCUCACACACACAUUCAAUCUCAGGAUGAGGAAGUGAGAGCUGAAACUUCCUUGCAGAAGUAAAAGUUGGUUCUUAAAGAAAUAAAACAAGAACCAAGGCUCAGAAGAGGACGAGGCUUGUUCCAGGUCACACGUGUCACCAUCAACAGCAUGAGGAGGAUAAGAGUCUGGAAUCCUGAGACUGAAAGGAGCACUCUCCUCCUGGAUCCCGUUGUGGAUCUCACCCAGGCCCUGCUCAGGGGCCCCACUGCUAGAACUCCUCCUAGUUUCAUACCCUGUAGCUUCUCUCCUAGCACAGGGUCAAACUCAGUGCACACUCACUAAAUGGUGGACCUAUUCAUUAAUUGGUUAUUUGAGAACCCCUGGUCUCCCUAUCUCCCCAGGGCAGACCAAGAGCUCUUGAUGAGAGGAUUUUUCUCUACUUGGCAUAUUGAGCAUUGGUGACCCUUACCGGGGAAAUGAGUUCUCUGAGAUGCCCCAGGGAAUGAUAUUUGAGGCCCUGACUUCCAGAAAUUGCUGGAGACCUCUACCCCAGAGCCUCCCUCAACCCACCUCCAUUGCUGUCCCCCAUGGGGUGAGGGAGCCAACCUUGAGGUGUGGCUGGGCAGCUGUAUUUUGGAGGUUUAGCAGCUGUGGGAAUUGUUCCCUAUGGACAGCCUCUUCCAUGGAAAGAGAGCCAAUGCUUUUCAGCUGCAGGCACCACUGUCACCUUAUCUUCUGCUCCUAAAAAUCUGGGUUUCUGCUGAGGCUGGGCCUUCUGAGCAGAGAAGUGAGGUGGGGGAAGAGAGUGGAGGUGUUUGUCAUGAGCUAUUCUCAUUAUUCAAAAAGUCCAGUUGAUGUUGUACAUUUAUCCCAAAUAAGGCUGUGCAGUAGAGUUUCUUUGUUUCAAGCAAGUCAGUAUGCUACUCCUUUGGUUAUCUCCAUUAUGAUCAGUAAUUUUGAUUGAUGAAUAUGUAUGUCUUUGGUUAAACACAAAAUCAAAAAGCAAAUUAUUAAAUGCAUGCAAAUGCAUUUUGUUUGAUUGACAAAGUCUUCCAAACAGUGUCCAUGAGGAAGAACCCAUCCAAGGGGGCUGUGGUGGUGGAAAUGUUGGGAACUAUUGACCUGGUACGUUUUGCCAUGAGCUUUGUGUUUUGUGCCUUGGCAAACAGAGCCAGCCACAAAUUUCUCUCAGACUGGCUUGUGGGAGAAGAAAUUCCAAUAGUGGUAUUCCAUGGCUUUUAAGCUCUUCUGUACACAAAAAGAAGAAAACUCCUUAAUUCAGUGUUGAGAUUUGAAGACUAUGAAUCAACGAACCCUCUAGCUGGGCCUUCUCUUGCCUUUCUUUCCCCACUUCUAGCCUCCCAACCACCUUCUAGUUUCCCUUUCCAGGAAGAAUAAAAGGUUAAAGAUUGAGGGAAAGGGAGGAGGAAGAGCUGACAACAGUGGCUAGGUCUAAGUAAGUGAGGAUGGGAGGUAGCUAGACCCUUGAUUGUUUUCUGGCACCUUUUCCUCUAACUACCUUUGCUCUGGUUUAUCAUGUUCUCCCACCCCCCACCCCCCACAUCACUUCUGGUUUCCAACCCUAUGCCUUCUCCAGCUGUGUGAAGUACAAGAAUUGUCAAGAUAUAAAUAUUUGGACUCUCCUGUAUAAUAAAGCA
This is a messenger RNA of Choloepus didactylus (southern two-toed sloth), 5762 nucleotides long. RefSeq names its product leucine rich repeat containing G protein-coupled receptor 6 (gene LGR6). Bases 79 to 2727 code for a protein of 882 amino acids. Gene Ontology annotation, biological process: G protein-coupled receptor signaling pathway. Gene Ontology annotation, molecular function: G protein-coupled receptor activity; protein-hormone receptor activity; protein binding. The record is from RefSeq and is a predicted model, not a curated record. The transcript is spliced from 18 exons. NCBI's taxonomy places the organism in Eukaryota, Metazoa, Chordata, Mammalia, Pilosa, Megalonychidae. Gene Ontology annotation, cellular component: membrane.